GUUCAUGGUGGUGAACGCAUCGGGCAGGGCGUCCGGGCAGAAGGCUCACCUCUACAUGCCCACCCUGAAGGAGAACGACACCCACUGCAUCGACUUCCUGUACUCACUGUCCAGCAGGGACGGAGCCAGCCCAGGCACACUCAACGUCUACAUCAAGGUGAACGGAGGAGCUCAGGGGAACCCGGUGUGGAACGCCUCCGACACGGUGACCGAAGGCUGGGUGAAGGCCGAACUCGCCAUCUCUACAUUCUGGCCCAACUCCUAUCAGUUCUGGUCUGCGGCCACGUAAACAGUCUGAACUGCAGGAUGGGAUUUUUAUCCUCAGAGGAUGAAUCGCUGCCAAGACUAAAAGAGAGGAAACACAGGAACAGAG
Molecule: messenger RNA, 373 nt
Organism: Notolabrus celidotus (New Zealand spotty)
Lineage: Eukaryota; Metazoa; Chordata; Actinopteri; Labriformes; Labridae
Product: receptor-type tyrosine-protein phosphatase T
Exons: 3
Coding region: 5-289 (94 amino acids)
Cellular component (GO): membrane
Source: RefSeq, a predicted model, not a curated record